Molecule: messenger RNA, 2678 nt
Organism: Manis pentadactyla (Chinese pangolin)
Lineage: Eukaryota; Metazoa; Chordata; Mammalia; Pholidota; Manidae
Gene: PID1
Product: phosphotyrosine interaction domain containing 1
Exons: 3
Coding region: 311-964 (217 amino acids)
Biological process (GO): regulation of reactive oxygen species metabolic process; negative regulation of D-glucose import across plasma membrane; regulation of cell population proliferation
Cellular component (GO): cytoplasm
Source: RefSeq, a predicted model, not a curated record
GCGGCGGGGGAGGAGGAGGGAGCGGCCGCCGCCGCCGCCGUGCGCUCGCGGGCCGGGCGGAGCUGCGCAGUCCUCUCGCAGCUGCGCCAGGACAGCCGGCGCGGCCGUGCCCACAAGUUGCCGGCAGCCGUGCGCCGCGCCGCCUCCUCCUGCUCGCGGCCCCCCGCGCCCACCCGGCGGCGGUCACCGGCUCCAGGACGCACGUCGCGCGGACCCCCACCCACAUGUAAAGCGGGACCGCAGCCCCUCGUACCCCGGCGCCCUCCAGAGUCACUCCAGCGUCUCCCCUGCCAAACCCCGCGGCUGGAAGAUGUGGCAGCCGGCCACCGAGCGCCUGCAGCACUUUCAGACCAUGCUGAAGUCGAAAUUGAAUGUCCUAACACUGAAAAAGGAACCUCUCCCAGCGGUCAUCUUCCACGAGCCCGAGGCCAUCGAGCUGUGCACCACCAUGCCCCUGAUGAAGACCAGGACUCACGGUGGCUGCAAGGUUACCUACCUGGGUAAAGUCCCCACCACAGGCAUGCAGUUUUUGUCAGGCUGCACGGAAAAGCCAGUCGUCGAGCUCUGGAAGAGGCACACACUAGCCCGAGAAGACGUCUUUCCAGCCAACGCUCUCCUGGAAAUCCGACCAUUCCAAGUGUGGCUCCAUCACCUCGACCACAAAGGGGAGGCCACCGUCCACAUGGACACCUUUCAGGUGGCCCGCAUCGCCUACUGCACCGCUGAUCACAACGUGAGCCCCAACAUCUUCGCCUGGGUUUACAGGGAGAUCAAUGACGACCUGUCCUACCAGAUGGACUGCCACGCGGUGGAGUGUGAGAGCAAGCUGGAGGCCAAGAAGCUGGCCCACGCCAUGAUGGAGGCCUUCAAGAAGACUUUCCACAGUAUGAAGAGCGAUGGCCGGAUCCACAGGAACAGCUCCUCCGAAGAGGUUUCCCAGGAACUGGAAUCCGAUGAUGGCUGAAAGAACUCAGGACACUUCGGCAAAGGCAGCAUUGGUCAAAGAAUUGGAGGCAAUAGAUGAAUAAGCGAUCAUUCACAUUUGGGAUGAAAAGACUGCCAAACUAUUGGUGGUGCAAGCUUUUGAAAUUCAGAAGAGAAAUUCUAAAUCUAAAGAAAUGUAUUAUUAAAGUAAUUGCGUUACAUUGAAAUCUGCUGCUGCUGACUGUGAGGAGGAUGGGUGCGCGGAUGGGGAGGAAAGUUCCAGACUCUCUUCUUCUUUUGUUUUUGUUUUUGUUUUUUUCCUCAUUUCCCAAUACCUCCCUGUAGGAGAUCUCUAUGCCGAUUUUCAACACUCUCAGUCAAAUACGCUGCGGCUGUUACGUGAUGGACGAUUCCAGUUUGCCUUAUAAGACCUAGCAAGCAUGUCAGCUGCGCCUACGGGACCCCCAGGCACGGGGGCUCGGGGAGGUGGACGCAGCUGAUGGGGGAGGGGGAGGCUGCAGGGCGGAAGCUGAUCCAGAGCUCCUCUCCUCCGCACGCUGCAGAUUCUCUCCUCAAUAAGCAAAUCAGCACAGCCUUCAUUGAGCUUUACAACUAACAACCUGAUAGUUGGCAGUUAAUUCACAGUUAAAGAUAAUGCUUUUAUUUACAUAACUAUAUCAAUAGUACCCUCCUUUGUAUUCACUUCAUCUACUUUCUUAGAAUACUUGCAACUACUAACAGCCCCUUUCCUCCACCAGCCCAUCUGCCCUCUUUCCCCUUCCAACCCAUGCCAACGUCCCCAACAGGGACAGACUCUCAACAUACACUGCAGGACACCAAAAGGGAAGAAAAUCACCAAGCAGAUGAAAUACACCAUCAAAAUAGAAGUUUAAACAACCACAACAUCAACCUUGGAAAGAGGGAAUGAGUUAUCAGCAAGUGAACAAACCCCACGUAGGCCGUCCUUUCCUCAACCCUGAUUUAUGGUGACUUAUGUAGCUGAUGGUCCUCUCUGGUGAAUCCUUCAUGGCAAGCUUCAAAUCUGAUUUGGUAUCACCGAGGAAGUCUUGUCCCACCUCUCAACAUUGCUCUUGACUAGGGAAUGCAUUAUCUAAACUUGGCUUGUCUAGAGGACCUAUAUCCAUCUUAAAUCUAGAGGGAAAUCUGACCUUGUUAACUUUGAACUGACCUGGUUAUCUUAAAGUUGGUGAUAUCUUAGGGUCAGAAUUGCCAGUUUGUUCACUAUUUCUAAUUAAAAGUUCUCACUAAGAGAACCCGAGAUGUCUGUUUCAUGGAUCUUUAAAUACCAUGAAUGCCAAGAGUCAGCAUCGGAUGGAACUGAACGUGUUGGUUAAAUGCACACAUUUAAGGCCGAGAGCAGAGGAGUAGUUUUUCAGGUAAUGCUGCUCCUUUAUGAAAAGUCUGUUUUUAAUCCUGGCAAUGUUAGGGACACUGGGGCACCUUACAGAAGCCUUAAAUGAGAGCUGGUCGAACCCAGAGAGUGAUGGUGUCGGCGCUGUGGUCUGUGUAUCUGUGUGUCCGUGUAUGCGUUGGUGUGUGUGUAAAUGUGACCCGCGUGAGGGUCCAGUUUUAAGGCAUGUAGAAUAAGCAUGGAGUCACAUUGAGGAGAACUCGCCUUUUGAGGAAAUGCUUGCUGCUUUACAAUACAUGUAAACUAUUCUUUAGCAUAAAUGCAUUCAUUCUUUAAUAAAAAAUAUGUUUGCAUUAAUAAAGCUGAGGAGUUUCAUACUUUA